AUGGCAGUGGCUACUACGACACCUUUGGAUCAACCCCAAGCUGUUCCUAUCCCCACAACAGGCACAGAGACAACCACGCCCUCAGCUACUACUAGUCCAAUGCCGAGCACUGUACCUGGACAAACGGGUCCUCAAGCAGUUCAUCAACCACCUGAUGUAUCUUAUGUGCCUCUAUCACAAGUUACCACAACUCCAUUACCUAGUAUUGCUACUACAUCCAACACAACAACACCCAGUGCAGCCAGUGGAACCACAGGGGUUACAACGUCUGCAACCAUGACUCCUGCAACCACUACUACAGUAACUACGACGACCACUCCAGCUUCAGCGCUGCCAAGCGCAGGCGCAGUGGUUCCACGCCCUGAAAAGGAUGAGAUCACAAAGAAGGAGGCACCGGAAGGUAGCGUGACUACUGAAAAGAAGCUCAACAAAAGGUUGAGCAAACUGGUAAAAUUUCAGAAAAACAACCUCAUGACAAAAUGCAAAAAUGGAAGACAUACAUAGAA
Molecule: messenger RNA, 506 nt
Organism: Strongylus vulgaris
Lineage: Eukaryota; Metazoa; Nematoda; Chromadorea; Rhabditida; Strongylidae
Source: the annotation of a GenBank genome assembly